UAGAAGUAUCAUCAUCAUAAAAAAAAGUACAUAAAGAAAUUAAACUUACAUUAUUUUUUGUUCUAUAAAAUGGGAUUUGAAGCAGUUUCAUCAUCAUCAGCUGCUAGCAAUAUGAAACCAUUUGGUUCUACUAGUAAAAAUAAAGCCACCAUAGCUCAAUAUAAUGCAGAUGCUGGUCUUUUAGCUGAAUUUGAGCACUCAGAUGGUUCUGGUAAGUCUUUUAAUUACUCAAGAUCAGUGCUUUCUGCUCCAAAUAGUGUUCCUGAAGAGCAAAUUAUUGCUUAUUUAUCUAGAAUUCAAAGGGGUGGUUUUAUUCAACCAUUUGGGUGCAUGGUUGCAAUUGAAGAGUCCAGUUUUAGAAUCAUUAGUUAUAGUGAGAAUUGCUUACAAUUGUUGGGUUCGAGUUUGAGUUCAAGUUCUGAACUUGAGUCAAGUUCAGACAAGGGUUUGAUUGGAGUUGAUGUAAAAACCCUGUUUACUCCUCAAUCAGGAGCUUCAUUGGCUAAAGCUGCUGGUUCUAGAGAGAUUUCGAUGUGUAACCCGGUUUGGGUUCAUUCUAGGACAACUCAAAGACCAUUUUAUGCUAUUUUACAUAGGAUUGAUGUUGGGAUUGUAAUUGAUUUGGAGCCUGCGGUUUCGGGUGAUCGAGUUUUGUCUCUGGCUGGUGCUGUGCAGUCUCAGAAACUCGCUGUUCGCGCGAUUUCUAGGCUGCAGUCACUUCCUGGAGGUGAUAUUGGUGCUUUGUGUGAUGCAGUUGUGGAGGAUGUUCAGAAGCUUACUGGGUAUGAUAGGGUUAUGGUGUAUAAAUUUCAUGAUGAUGGUCAUGGUGAAGUUGUGUCUGAAAUAAGGAGGUCUGAUUUAGAGCCUUACUUAGGGCUGCAUUAUCCUGCCACCGAUAUCCCCCAAGCGGCGCGGUUCUUGUUCAAGCAGAAUCGUGUGAGGAUGAUUUGCGAUUGCCAUGCGAGUCCUGUUAGGAUCAUUCCAAGUGAAGAAUUUAAGAAUCCUCUUUGUUUGGUCAAUUCGACCCUUAGGUCACCCCAUGGCUGCCACACUCAGUACAUGACUAAUAUGGGGUCGAUUGCUUCAUUGGCGAUGGCGGUUAUCAUAAAUGAUAAUGAUUCAACGAAGCUUUGGGGGCUGGUUGUGUGCCAUCAUACUUCCCCGCGGUAUGUCCCAUUCCCGCUCCGCUAUGCAUGUGAAUUCCUCAUGCAGGCUUUUGGGUUACAGCUUUAUAUGGAGCUUCAGUUGGCCGCUCAGAUUGGGGAGAAAAAGAUUCUCCGGACGCAGACCUUACUCUGUGAUAUGCUUCUCCGAGAUGUCCCUUUGGGUAUUGUUACUCAAUCCCCUAGUAUUAUAGAUCUCGUGAGGUGUGACGGAGCAGCAUUAUAUUAUGGAGGGAACUGUUGGCUACUCGGCGUUACUCCAACCGAGUCGCAGGUAAAAGACAUUGCCGAGUGGUUGCUGAGUAGUCAUGGAGAUUCUACCGGGUUGAGUACAGAUAGUUUAGCAGAUGCCGGUUAUCCUAAUGCUGCAUUACUUGGUGAUGCUGUUUGUGGCAUGGCUACUGCUAGAAUCACUUCAAGAGAUUUUUUGUUCUGGUUCAGGUCUCAUACCGGCAAGGAAGUCAAAUGGGGAGGAGCGAAGCAUCAUCCCGAAGAUAAAGACGAUGGUCAAAGAAUGCAUCCGAGAUCAUCAUUUAAUGCGUUCCUGGAAGUGGUGAAGAGCCGAAGUAUGCGUUGGGAGGUUUCAGAAAUUAAUGCUAUCCACUCUUUACAGCUGAUAAUGAGAGACUCAUUUCAUGAUAUGGAGGAAAGUGCUUCAAAAGCAACAGUUAAUGCUCAUCAGACUGACAUGCAGGGGAUGGAUGAAUUAAGUUCAGUGGCAUGUGAAAUGGUUAGAAUGAUUGAGACAGCUACAGCCCCCAUAUUUGGGGUUGAUUCAUCAGGUUUCAUUAAUGGGUGGAAUGCUAAAGUUGCAGAGCUGACUGGUUUACAAGUUAGUGACGCUACAGGGAAGUCCCUGGUUCACGAAAUUGUUCAUGAGAACUCCCGUGGAGCAGUCGAAAGUCUUCUAUGCAGGGCUUUGCAAGGCGAGGAAGACAAAAAUGUCGAGUUGAAACUGAGGAAAUUUGGGCCUCAGCCGCAAAACUCGGGUGUAUAUAUUGUGGUCAACGCUUGCACAAGUAGGGAUUAUGCAAACAAUAUUAUAGGGGUGUGCUUCGUAGGUCAAGAUGUCACAUCGGAGAAGCUUGUCAUGGAUAAAUUUCUUCGACUACAAGGGGAUUAUAAGGCGAUCAUCGAAAGUCUUAAUCCUCUUAUUCCGCCGAUAUUUGCUUCAGAUGAGAAUGCAUGCUGUUGUGAAUGGAAUGCUGCUAUGGAAAAGUUGACGGGUAGAACAAGACAGGAGGUCAUCGGUAAAAUGCUUCCGGGGGAUAUUUUCGGAGGUCUCUGUCGGCUAAAAGGUCAAGAUGCUCUAACUAAGUUCAUGAUUCUUUUGUAUCGAGGACUUAGUGGUCAAGAUACUAAGAAGUUUCCAUUCGGGUUUUUCGAUAGACAAGGGAAAUUUGUUGACGUACUCUUGGCAGCAAACAAAAGGAUUGAUACAGAUGGGAAAAUUAUUGGCUGUUUCUGCUUCUUGCAGAUCGUUGAGCCUGACCUAGACCAGACCAUAUAUGGACAUAAGCAAGAGGAUCAACGGAGCCUUCUAAAACUUAAAGAGUUAGCCUACAUCCGACAAGAAAUGAAAAACCCUUUAAAUGGUAUUCGAUUUACCCACCAACUCCUCGAAGAUACAGCUACGUCGGAAAAUCAGAAGCAGGUCCUCGAAACAAGUGAUGCAUGUGAAAAACAGAUCAUGACCAUAAUAGAGGAGAUUGAUGUGGGACUGCUAGAUGAGGGCAGCAUUAUCAAGCUCAAGAUGGAAGAAUUUCUUAUGGGAAAUGUUGUAGAUGCUAUUGUUAGUCAAGUCAUGAUCUCGGCGAGGGAAAAAAACAUACAGCUUCUUCAUGAGAUUCCGGAGGAAAUCAAAACAGUGUAUUUGUAUGGUGAUCAAAUUAGACUUCAGCUGAUCUUGUCAGAUUUCUUGCUUAGUGUGGUUCGUUAUGCACCUUCUACAAACGGCUGGGUAGAAAUUAAAAUAACACCCGGUCUAAAGUUUAUACACGAAGGAAACGAGUUAAUCUGUUUACAGAUCAGAAUGACGCACCCUGGUGAAGGCGUUCCCGAGGCUCUUAUCGACGAGAUGCUCGAGGGAGGAAGUUGCUGGAGUACACAAGAAGGCUUGGGACUAAACCUGUCAAGAAAACUUCUAAAUCUGAUGAAUGGUCAUGUUCAGUAUACCAGAGAGCAAAAUAGAUGUUCAUUUGUUAUUGAUCUUGAAUUAAAAAUCAAGAAUGAAAGACUAAAGGGGAAGCAGGCAGAUACAAGUAGAACAAUCUCACUUUCUGCUUGAAUUUGCAUAUAUGAGAUCUUGUAGAACGUCGGAAGCUUAGAUGCCUACGUAUGUGGCUCGGAAGCGAGUUUCUUCCAUGGAUGAAUGAUUUGCAUUACCAUUUUGAUCUACUAAUUAUAUAUUUCUUAAUGCCA
Molecule: messenger RNA, 3584 nt
Organism: Mercurialis annua (annual mercury)
Lineage: Eukaryota; Viridiplantae; Streptophyta; Magnoliopsida; Malpighiales; Euphorbiaceae
Product: phytochrome E
Exons: 4
Coding region: 70-3450 (1126 amino acids)
Biological process (GO): protein-tetrapyrrole linkage; detection of visible light; regulation of DNA-templated transcription
Molecular function (GO): protein homodimerization activity; photoreceptor activity; phosphorelay sensor kinase activity
Source: RefSeq, a predicted model, not a curated record